Botrytis porri is the source of this 441-nucleotide messenger RNA. RefSeq lists its product as uncharacterized. Lineage: Eukaryota; Fungi; Ascomycota; Leotiomycetes; Helotiales; Sclerotiniaceae. The record is from RefSeq and is a predicted model, not a curated record. The coding region runs from base 1 to 441 and encodes 146 amino acids. The transcript has 3 exons.
AUGUCUUCUACACCAGCAGCACAUAUCAAAUCUCUCGACCACCUCGUCUUGACUGUCGCCUCCAUACCCCGCUCCACCCAAUGGUACAAGACGAAUCUUGGCAUGCAAGCCGAGCAAUUCGUCUCAAGUUCCACACCAGAUAUCACUCGUCAUUCGCUCCUUUUUGGUUCACAGAAAAUAAAUCUACAUGAACUCGGAAAGGAAUUUGAACCCAAAGCGCAAAAUGUGAAAGAUGGAAGUGCAGAUUUGUGCUUCAUAACGGAUGACAAUGUUAAAGAUGUUCGCCAACGCCUAAUAGAUGCAGGUGUGGAGAUGGUCGAUCUGAGCCCAGAGAAAACUGAUGAAGGAAUUGUGAUACGCACCGGUGCUCAAGGGAAGCUGAGAAGUGUUUAUUGUAGAGACCCUGAUGGGAAUUUGAUCGAGAUCUCUAACUAUAUCUAA